AUCCCCCUCCUACUCAGUCCCAAUUGUACUACUCGCCGCAAUUCACAACCAUUUGCCUUACUCUGUAGUCGAUCACCUUUGGCUUAGCGAUCAAUAGCCUGUGAUUUGUGCUGUUGCCCCAUAUUUCGGCGCCCAUACAAAUAACCCCGCAGUUCUCCAAACUCGCAGCCUGAUCGAAAAACAACAACACCACCGCAAUCAUGUCUGAAGGCGACGUGAAGCCCAAUAACGGCCCUGUAGUGGCUGAGGCCCAUCAGGUCGAUACCUUCCAUCCUCCCAAGAAGAUGUUGGACAAACACCCAAGCAAACCUCAUUUGAGUGGCCUUGAGGAGUACCAAACCAUGUACAAGGAGUCGAUCACCGAGCCGGACAAGUUUUGGGGAAAGCUAGCCCGCGAGCUGCUCACUUGGCAGAGGGAUUUCCAGACAGUUCACUGUGGCACCUUCACCAAUGGAGACAAUGCGUGGUUCCUGGAAGGUCAACUCAAUGCUUCAUUCAACUGCGUCGACCGUCAUGCGAUCAAGAACCCAGACAAGCCAGCAAUUAUCUACGAGGCCGACGAAGAAGGCGAUGGACGAACCCUCACAUAUGGCGAGCUUCUCCGAGAAGUAUGCAGAACAGCAUACGUCCUCAAGCAGAUGGGCGUUAAGAAAGGCGACACAGUAGCCAUCUACCUCCCCAUGAUCCCCGAAGCACUCAUUGCAUUCCUCGCAUGCUCCCGCAUUGGCGCAGUCCACUCCGUCGUCUUUGCAGGUUUCUCGUCCGACUCCCUCCGCGACCGUGUCAUUGAUGCGCAAUCCAAGGUCGUCAUUACAACCGACGAGGGAAAGAGAGGAGGAAAGUUGAUUGGUACAAAGAAGAUUGUGGAUGAUGCUCUCAAGCAAUGUCCAGAUGUUACACACUGCCUGGUCUACAAGCGCACAGGUGCAGACGUUCCCUUCACCAAGGGUCGUGAUUGGUGGUGGCAUGAGGAGGUUGAGAAGUGGCCUUCAUACAUUGCUCCUGAGCCAAUGAACUCUGAAGAUCCGCUUUUCCUUCUCUAUACCUCUGGAUCGACUGGCAAGCCAAAGGGUGUCAUGCACUCGACUGCUGGAUACCUCCUAGGAGCUGCUGCGACUGGAAAAUACGUCUUUGAUAUCCAUGAUACCGACAAGUUCUUCUGCGGUGGUGAUGUAGGAUGGAUUACUGGUCAUACAUACGUGGUCUACGCUCCUCUUCUACUCGGUGUUGCGACGGUCGUUUUCGAGGGAACUCCAGCUUAUCCUAACUUCUCAAGAUAUUGGGAUGUUAUUGCGAAGCACGAGGUUACUCAGUUCUACGUUGCUCCUACUGCGUUGAGAUUGCUCAAGAGAGCUGGUGAUCAACAUGUCAAGGCUCAGAUGAAGCAUCUUCGUGUCUUGGGAUCUGUAGGAGAGCCAAUUGCUGCCGAGGUCUGGAAGUGGUAUUUCGAGAUUGUUGGAAAGGAGGAAGCUCACGUUGUAGACACAUACUGGCAAACCGAGACAGGAUCUAAUGUCAUCACUCCUCUUGCUGGUAUCACACCUACCAAGCCAGGUAGUGCAUCCCUCCCAUUCUUCGGUAUCGAACCUGCGAUCAUCGACCCCGUUUCCGGUGAGGAGAUUCACGGAAAUGAUGUCGAGGGUGUUUUGGCUUUCAAGCAACCAUGGCCUAGCAUGGCUCGUACAGUUUGGGGUGCACACAAGAGAUAUACGGAUACAUAUCUGAAUGUCUACAAGGGAUACUAUUUCACUGGUGAUGGAGCAGGUCGUGACCAUGAAGGAUACUACUGGAUCCGCGGCCGUGUCGAUGAUGUAGUCAACGUCUCUGGUCACCGUCUCUCAACCGCCGAAAUCGAAGCCGCACUCAUCGAACACCACGCCGUAGCCGAAGCUGCCGUUGUAGGAAUCAACGAUGAGCUUACUGGACAAGCAGUCAACGCCUUUGUGGCUAUCAAGGACGGAAACGAAAUCAAUGAUCAACUCCGCAAGGAUCUCAUCUUGCAGGUCCGCAAGAGUAUCGGUCCAUUCGCUGCACCAAAGGCUAUCUUUGUCGUUCCUGAUCUGCCAAAGACGAGAAGUGGUAAGAUUAUGAGGAGAAUUCUGAGAAAGAUCUUGGCGGGUGAGGAGGAUCAGUUGGGUGACACUUCGACGGUAGGGUCCACUUUCCGACUUUUUGAUUGUUAAACUGACGAAUUGCAGCUUUCGGAUCCAAGUGUGGUUGACAAGAUCAUCGAGACGGUACACGAGUCGAAGAAGAAAUAAGUGGCAGGUCUAUGGAAUUGAUACCGAAUUGAUUUGUUUGGGAUUAUGAAUGAGAAUCACUGGGAGUUUAGCUGCUGGUUCAUUGUUCCUUUGUAUCCUAGGUACCGGCAAGCAAAAAUGCAUUAUGAGUUUGAUCAACAAUAUGAUCCAUUGUCCAGAAAGAAAUCAAUGUCUGGAAGAGCAGCCAGGUCACGCUCCAUCCACGUGAAUGUGUUAGUAUCUUGGCAAUCAUCAACUCCCAUCCCUUCUCAUCUCCUUUCUCAU
This is a messenger RNA of Cadophora gregata, 2525 nucleotides long. RefSeq names its product acetyl-CoA synthetase, variant 2 (gene ACS1). Gene Ontology annotation, cellular component: cytosol. The transcript has 6 exons. The coding region runs from base 201 to 2183 and encodes 660 amino acids. Gene Ontology annotation, molecular function: acetyl-CoA synthetase activity; AMP binding. NCBI's taxonomy places the organism in Eukaryota, Fungi, Ascomycota, Leotiomycetes, Helotiales, Ploettnerulaceae. The record is from RefSeq and is a predicted model, not a curated record.